UUUUAUGAUUAGCUAACGCGGCCGCUGUCUUUUUAGAUACGAGGUGAUCGUGAUGUGGAUUUUUGCAAGUUAUGAAGUAUCAAAAAAGUGAAUUAGCCGCCGGUAAGGAGUCACAGGUCAGUAAGGAGUCACACGCAGACUUUUAGUGUAGGUUAUGGCACUGAAACUCUCACUAAAACGAAGUGGCGUUCUCAAACCAGACGCCAUACAGCCUGCCUGUGGUAUGAUUGUCAGGUAAGUUGAAGCUGCAGCGUUGGGGACAGUGAGAGGAUGUCAGUGGGUGAAGUCCAGGUUACCCAGGCAUGGCUGCGUUCUCAAUGGCACAUCCAGGUCCCUCAUGCCUGGCUGGACGCUUGCGUGAACUGGAUAAAGGAGGAAGCGGAAAGCGAAGCCGUGCCUCAGAUGCUGCUGAAUCAGCGCGUCCUGGAGCAAUGGCUGCUGACUGACCUGCGAGAUCUUUCCCACCCGGUGCUCCCUGAAAGAAUAUCCGAGGCACAGAAAACCGAACUAAGUACCUGUUUCUGCCUUCAGAUGGACUCCCUGCUAGACGUCAGCCAGCCUGCCUACACUCAGCUGCAGCGUAUUCGGGGCACCGACUGCUCCAAUGAUCAAGUCUCGGCGGUCACACAGGAAACUCAGCGGCCGUGGGAGGCCAAGCCCACACGUAUGUUGAUGUUGCAGCUCACGGAUGGAGUGCAGAGCCUGGAGGGUAUGGAAUACCGGCCCAUCCCAGCUUUAAGCACCAACUUGGCGCCUGGGACCAAGAUACAGCUAGUCGGUCCCAUUGCCGUCCGUCUGGGGGUGCUGCUCCUGAAAGCAGAGAAUGUGAAGGUGUUGGGUGGGGAGGUGGAACAACUUUUGGAGCUUUACUCUCAAAGCAGAGUGCUUUGCGGGACACUCGGUUUGCCUGAGGAGAGCCAUCCACAAGCUGAGGAACCGGAUGACCUGGAGCUCCUGGCCAGUGUAGAGGCUCCAGCAGAGCUUCAGGUAGCUGACAGCGGCUAUGACAGCAUGGCUUCAGACACUUACUUCAGACCAGCUUGGCCCCAGCCUCGUCUUCAAGCGGCACCCAAUCUCAGAGAAGACGACUGGGACAUGGACGAAAUUCCAGAUGACGACUUCAGGAGUAUUCCAGACGAUUUUGACCACGUUCCACAAAAUGUGGAGGACGAUGCUCCUGAGGACUUUGAUGACAUCCCGUUAGAAGAGCUGGAGAGCGUCAUGAGCCCAAUAGAUUGCAAACCCAAUGCAAUCCAGUCCAGAGUCGAAGAGCCAAGCCUUUCACGUUUUCGGACUACUCUCAGAGUUAGUGACGCAUUUGUUGCUGGAUCCUCCGCAAACGCAGUUGAGGAACCUGAAGCAAACUUAUCUAACCAACCUAAAACUGAAGAACCAAGCCAGACCUUUCGCUCUAAAACUCUGCUUGGCACCACCAGCCAAGGCAGAAUCUUCAAUGAAGUUCCUCACACAUCCAUGUCAAGUUCCUCUACAAACACCGCUGGCUCUCUUGCUUACCUACCUGCUCCACCAUACCUCUGCGUGCUACAGGCUGGCCACUGGUCGCCCGCCGGAGUUCGAGUUUUACAGCUGCAAGCUUUCAUCGUUACACUCAAAGGAAAUCUGCGCAGUAGUAGUGGCGCGUGGAAACUCGAGGCCACUAUAUCGGACGGAUCCGGGUACUUGGAUGUGGAUCUGUCAGACGCCAUGCUCACUGAACUCAUCGGCUACACCGCAGCAGAGGCUCGAGUGCUGCGGAAAGACCCGUCGAGGCGCGCUGAGGUGGACCGAGGGAUUCUGCACUGUCAGAGAGAGCUGGUGGAUAUGUGCUGCAUGAUGAGCGUACAGGUGGAUGAGACGGGCAGAGGAGCUGUGCUCCGUGUCAGUCCGCUCUCCGACAAGGACUGCUCCGAGAUACAGAAAAGAGUGAAAGAGAGGAGGAACUAAACCCUGCUUAUUCUCUGGACUCUCUGUAAGCCUAAUCUGACAGUGUUUGUGUAGAAUCACUCAGUGCUUUCUUUUGAUAUUUUAGUGAUUCGCUUUGGUUCACACAGACUGAAGAAAACCGCUUUUAAUGCACUUCACUCACAUCUGUUGCAGAAUCCACCGUGAUCCGUUUUUGUAAAUAGUUUUUCGUUCGAUUUUUGCUGUCUUUUGAAUGUGAUUGAAUAAAUUAACAAAGAUCGUUUAAA
Messenger RNA from Puntigrus tetrazona (Sumatra barb), 2189 nucleotides. It is a transcript of the gene rmi1, whose product is annotated as RMI1, RecQ mediated genome instability 1, homolog (S. cerevisiae). The transcript is spliced from 2 exons. The record is from RefSeq and is a predicted model, not a curated record. Gene Ontology annotation, molecular function: nucleotide binding. Gene Ontology annotation, biological process: resolution of meiotic recombination intermediates; double-strand break repair via homologous recombination. Gene Ontology annotation, cellular component: nuclear body; RecQ family helicase-topoisomerase III complex. The coding region runs from base 271 to 1944 and encodes 557 amino acids. NCBI's taxonomy places the organism in Eukaryota, Metazoa, Chordata, Actinopteri, Cypriniformes, Cyprinidae.